AUCCCACCCACGGUCUCUCAUAUAAGGCCUGGUUGGAAAUCUGUUUCUUAACUUCUGCUUUUGGACAGGGGUUGACUGUUACUCCUUCUCACAGCCUAGCAAUGCCUGUGGAUUUCAGUGGAACCUGGAACCUUGUCAGUAAUGACAACUUUGAAGGCUACAUGACAGCUUUAGGUAUUGACUUUGCAACACGCAAAAUAGCAAAAAUGCUGAAGCCUCAGAAGGUGAUCAAACAGGAUGGUGAUUCAUUUUCCAUCCAUACCACAAGCACGUUCAGAGACUACAUGCUCCAAUUUAAAAUUGGUGAAGAAUUUGAAGAAGACAAUAAAGGCUUGGAUAACAGAAAAUGCAAGAGCCUGGUUACCUGGGAUGAUGACAAACUUAUCUGUGUCCAGGCUGGGGAGAAGAAGAACAGGGGCUGGACUCACUGGCUCGAAGGAGAUGACCUCCAUUUGGAGCUUCGUUGUGAGAAUCAAAUAUGUAAGCAAGUAUUCAAGAGAGCUUAAAUAUCAGCAUUGGUUCCAACAUGGAAAGACAGCUAUACACAGGAGGUCAUGCGUUCAGGUGUCCAGUGAUAACUGAAAAUACAAAACCCGAUUUCCUUCUAAAUAAACAAUCUGUUUCUGUCUCAGGAAAUACUAUUGGUUGUUAGCAGUGUUAAAGACCUGAUUUUUACUAAUAAACACCACAAAACAUCUUAAGUACCUGUCUUCUGAAUGUGUUUUUGAGAGGGGGGAAAAUCCCAAAUUGUAAGCGAUGUGGUGCUUUGUGGUUAACUAGUCACCUAGAUCAAAACAAGAACCAUUCCCACUUACAUAAGGGCAUGACAAGAUCAAACAAAACAGGAAGUACAGUUUAAACUUGUGUAACUCUAGGAAUGGUAAAAAGUUAAGAUUCCCACCAAGGAUGUAACUUUACUAUUAAAAUGCUUCUUUCCUUACACGGAUACACACUGGUACUUCGGGAGCAGUUAACUGCUCCCACUAACUCUCAAAUGAGUAAUGCAAAGCCUUGCUUUGCUUUCCAAACAAUGAAGUUCAGCUUACCACAGGAAGUCAGUCAGUGACCACAUUCCCCGAUAACAAAGAUAGGUCUGAGCAAUCACAUAAGUUUCAGUUUGUGAAAUAAUUUGAUGCUAUCAGCACAUAUAGAAAGUAGAAAAUAACACUGCUCCUGGUGAGGCUUAUUCGCGUGCAUUUGUUCCAUUUUCUAGCAUACUUUCCUAUGCAACAAUUCACAAGGUCAAAAACAAUAAGAAUUAACUCAUGUAAAUAAGUGGCCAGAUCAACAUGUGAAAUGAGCUGCUACAUCCCCUGGGUAACACUAACAGCACACAGGUCCUAUCGCUGAAGUUUAAUCUAAAUUAUUGAGCUUCAGAUUUAAUUACGAUUCUGUUUUUCACAGGAACUCAACUUAUCCUCAACCCUUUCAGAGAUAAGUAGUACAACUCAUUAUUUAGGUAUCUCUUCCUCACUGUCAGCUCUGUUGAAGCUGGGAAAACUUUUAAUUAGAUCAAUAUCCCAGAUAACUACCAGAGGACUCGAAAUGUGCCUUCCAAAACAUGAAGAAAAGUCCUAGUACACCUUAGGAGUCAGGACAGGGACAUUUGGAGGACUGGGUGCAAAACAUGGAAUAUAUUUAAUGAAUUCCAAUGGUGCAUUCGCUUUGGAACUGAGUGCUGGUUCUAUUUGGUUGGAAGCAAGAUUUAUGAUACCACAGAAUUUAAUAUAAACAACGCUUUCAUACAGCAAACAUGCUCUGUCACCUCUACCACCAACAUAUUGUAGCAGUCAUAGACUUUGCUACUCCAUUAGAUGGCACCACUGCAACAGAAUGCAUUUUCAUUUGAAGUGUAGUGAAACCCACCAGCAAUACUUCAAGUAUUAAAUAUUGCAGAUGUGUGCAAGUCACAAAGCUUAAAAUCAUGUAUUCCAAUCAUCUGUGCAUGAGAAGCAUCAAGAGGUUGUGACAGCCUUAAGAAAUCUGUUAGUACAAAGAGAGACAACAAGUAGAAAUCAGAGAAAUAUAAUCUUCAACUCAUGUGACUAUAAAUAUUACAUUUUGGUAGUAAGGCUACUAUAGAGAAGGCUUUACUAUUAAAAAUGUAGAAGAGGUGCUAUCAAUUACAUUCCUUUUUUUACAUUGCUAUCUUCCUACUUCAAAUGGAUGAUUUGAAAGCAGGCAAUGCUACGCCCAGCUCACUGGAGGAUGAUUUGUAGUUGCUGAGGAAGAGACAAGGAGCCAGUGACAGAACUGCUCACAGUAAAUUAACUAAAUUCACACACUUAAAAAAAAAAA
Messenger RNA from Meleagris gallopavo (turkey), 2298 nucleotides. RefSeq names its product retinol binding protein 7 (gene RBP7). Gene Ontology annotation, molecular function: lipid binding. NCBI's taxonomy places the organism in Eukaryota, Metazoa, Chordata, Aves, Galliformes, Phasianidae. The record is from RefSeq and is a predicted model, not a curated record.